GGAGGAAGCGUGGAAAAGAGGACAAACGGACUCCGAGUGCUGAUAGAACUAAAAAGAGGAGUUCAAAGAGUGAAGAUGAAGAAGGCGAUGAGAGCAUUAGAGUUUGCCAUGGGAGGAAGCGUGGAAAAGAGGACAAACGGACUCCGAGUGCUGAUAGAACUAAAAAGAGGAGUUCAAAGAGUGAAGAUGAAGAAGGCAAUAAGAGCAUUAGAAUUUGUCAUGGGAGGAAGCGUGAAAAAGAGGGCAAACGGACUCCGAGUGCUGAUAGAACUAAAAGGGGGAGUUCAAAGAAGAGUGAAGAUGAAGAAGGCGAUGAGAGCCUUGGAGUAUGCCAUGGGAGGAAGCGUGAAAAAGAGGACAAACGGACUCCGAGUGCUGAUAGAACUAAAAGGAGGAGUUCAAAGAGUGAAGAUGAAGAAGGCUAUGAAUGCUUUGGAAUAUGCCAAGGGAAGAAGCGUGGAAAAGAGGACAAACGAACUCAGAGUGCUGAUAGAGCUAAAAGGAGGAGUUUAAAGAAGAGAGAAGAUGAAGGCGAUGAGAGAGUUGGAAUAUGGUAUUUGCCAAAGAGGGCAGAAGAACCCCCCGCCACCCCUAAAGGGACAAGCGGUAGAAAAUAUAUGGAUGGAUAUAUCCAAGAAGAACCCCAGCGCGAACCGCAGCGCGAACCGCAGCCCGUCGGUGCCGGCAGCAUUGAACAGCAGCCCGUCUGUGCUGACAGCAUUGAAAUAAGUUUAGUGCCUGAGAGGCCUGACGUGGAAAGAGGCGUCGUGAGGCCGCCGCCCACCCUGGCGUCGUGCAUGACGGCUCCGUGCAAAGGCGUGUUCUGUUUGACGGGCUUCCUGGUUCUGUUCAGCUGCAUGGUGAUCGGCCUGGCCGUCGUUAACUCCAAGCUGGAUCAGGUCAGGAACCAGCUGAGCGCCACCGAAGACGUCCGGCGCCGCAUGAACAAGAUCCUGUUUGAGCAACGGCAGCUCGUUGACAAGCACGAGAGCAUCUUGCUGGAGGUGGAGCGCUCUAUAGGACUGAUCGCCAAAUCCACCAAACAAGUGGUCUUGCUGGAAAAGGUCAAAGUGGAGUACCAGCUACUGAACAACACUUGUGUGAGUCCCCUGAAUGAAUGCGUGAAGAAGACGGAGACCGCGGUCAUGGAACUGCAAAAGACCAAGGCCGAUCUGACCACCAACUGGAAAACGUGCGAAAACAUUCCGUCAUCAGUAAGAACCAUCGAGGCAAACCAUAAGAACCUGACGGAAGACCAGUUGGAGAUUUUGAAUAUACAGCGCACAAUGCAGGGACUGCUGCGUGCCAUCGCCUGUGGCAACGACGUGAAAGGGCGCAUGAGUUGCAAACCUAAAUGAGAGUACAACACAAAUAACAGGCAAAAAGUUUACCUCUCGGGUUUUCUUGGGGUCCACUGCCGUCUGAGAGGUCCCCAAGAACCUUCACGAGCCGAGGCACAUACAGUCUUGGGUGGUCUCAGGGGCGGAGCUUCAGAGGUGGUGGGGAAGCCGCCCCGCCCCGCAGGGAAGUUGGUCACGACGGGCCCCUUACCUGGCUCCGGGCUGGGCACCGAUGAAAGAGCCGGACGUGUGUCAGGCUGCCCAGGUCAGGAGGUUUGUGGCGUUAUCCCGAUAUGUAUGUGGAGUUACCCUGAAAUGUAUGUGGAGUUACCCUGAAAUGUAUGUGGAGUUACCCUGAAAUGUAUGUGGAGUUACCCUGAAAUGUAUGUGGA
Entelurus aequoreus (snake pipefish) is the source of this 1732-nucleotide messenger RNA. RefSeq lists its product as uncharacterized. The record is from RefSeq and is a predicted model, not a curated record. Bases 618 to 1358 code for a protein of 246 amino acids. The transcript is spliced from 12 exons. NCBI's taxonomy places the organism in Eukaryota, Metazoa, Chordata, Actinopteri, Syngnathiformes, Syngnathidae.